CUGAGGUCCUCAGCAUGUUUCGAAUGCUAUUGGUUAUUGCCGCCCUAUGCUGUGCGCAGGCUCACAGCGCCGUGACGUCACAGCGCCCACGACUGCUACAGGCUUUGGGGGAUGCUACAAAAGCGCUGCAAGCAGCACAGCAAAGCCUUGAAGAAGCGCUGCGAAAGCCUCCGUCGCCAGCUCUGACGUCCGUCAGCGUAGUUCAGGAUUGGAGUUUGGUGUGUAAAGAGCUCUGCGGAGCUGGCCUCGGCGUAGCGCCAUGUGCGGAAUACUGCGCCAAGUCUGGCAAAGUCGAGGCAAUAAAGGUACUGAACAAAGAUUUUGAUUUGGCUAAAUGCGAGCAACUGCCUAGAUCGCCAACAGAUUCUGAGUGCAAUACAGUUGAGUCCGUUCAGUCCUAUGGCACUCGACUGUGUAAAAGUUAUUGCCACCAACGACAACGCACGCUGAACGGUUGUAGUCCUUGCCAGUUGCUGGAUGUUUUGGACGAGGUCAGUACAGAGCAGAGUGUGACUACACAUGGUUCCAAUGAAGGCAAAGCCAGGCUAACUGAGGUGCCGGCCAUGGGCAAAAUAGAGGCCAGCAGCACAGACGAUGGUACGCCGGACUGGGACGAAAUGUGCAAGGCUCUCUGCAAAACUGGCGAUGGCGGGUCUUUGUGCAACUGUGAUUUAUCGCCGUUUUUCACCUGAGCCCACAGCUUAGAUGAAGGUACAUAAAUCACAACCCAAUUAUAUAUUCAACUAUAUAAUAUUUCUGUUGUUACUUUGUUGUACACUAAAAUAUACAUUUUGAUUUUUUGCCGCACUCUGCGACAAUUUCCAUUUGUGUUUAUGCUAGUGUUGUCUUUAUAUUCACUGUUGUUAAUUGCGAAACUUUUGUUGAAUUGUAUAAAAGUAAAGGCAAAAACUAAAAUCUAUAUAAAAAUACAAUUAUAUGUGCGGUUCACAAAGCCGCCGCGAGCAAAAAACAAAAUGAAAUUCCCUAUGCGAAUCAAUUAAUUUGUAAUUAAUUUCAAUUAAAAACAAAUAUGCUAUGAAAUAUAGCAAACUAAAUAAGCAAAAACGAAAAAAAAACAAAAAAAAUAAAACAUAAAAAUCAAUACUUCAAAAUUAAAGUUCUCAGCUCGUAGGAGAGAAACAGCAAAAAUCACAAAAGGGCUUCCAGUGCGGCAUUGGCAUCCAUGGGAUACUGUUAAUUCGGUUAUCCAGGUGCAGAUGUCAACACAAAUAAAACCUAAGGAUUAUUUGUAGCAUCCGCCAGUUGUGCGGAGGGAUGGAGCAAAGCGUAGAAAUCACAACCAAUUAAUAUCAAAAAUACACAACAUAUCGUCGUAAACCAAUUAUUUAUAUUAAAAAACACGCUACAAAAAUAACAACUCAAACUAUUAUAAUAUCAAUUUUUGUUUAAUUAAUGGAAUCAGCAUAUCAAUUUUACAAUGGCAGAAGAAAAAGUUGAUAAACAUUAAAUUUUGAAAUAUAUCUAUAAUUUUGUCUAAAAUACAAAUCAGCAUCAAUUAUGUGUAACAAUUAUAAAUGUUAACCAAGUGUUUAGUGUUGGCUAUUGAACAACCCAUAUGAAUGAAUCAAUAUAUAUAUAUGCAUACAUAUGAAUAUACAUAUAUAGCUAAUUUGGUCUAUACAAAAUGAGUUGCGAUUGCAAAUCAGAGGCUCAUAUUAAAGAAAAGCGACCCAACGUUUUUCGAGGAAGACAUUAAUUAAAUAAGUGUAUUUACUGCAAAUAUCUCGAUGUGCAUAACUACAUAUAAACAUAUAUUUAUAUAUAAAUAUAUAUAUAUAUUAUAUACCAUAAAAUAUUCGAUAUAUGCUAAAAAAAUGUUUGGAAGACAUUUUUUCGCAUUGUUUGAAAUAGAAGACAAUUUCAGCAAACAACAACAAGCAUUUUGGAAGACAUGCGUCAAUUGCAAUACCAACAUCUCUUGCAAUUUAUUUCUUAAGAGCUUAAGCAUAGAUUACAAAAAAAUAUAUAUAUAUAUUGAAACACUUUAAUUUAUUUAUAUUUAAAGGCUAACACACGUUGUUGUGUCGAACGCGACGCUGUGACAGACAAUAAUUAAAUAUACAAUAAUAUGAAUGUUUUGAAUGUGUAAAGUUUUCAAUAACAUCAUUGGCUACACUGAAAUUAAAUCGUAUAUACAUGUUAGAAAAAAUAUUUAUAAUCAGGCACUUCUUAAAUGUUUGUAAUUGCACAAUUAGUUACGAAAAAAAAAGAAGAACGACGAAAGAAAAAUGCAGCAGAGAUUACAAUUUUUCAGAGCACACUUGUUUAAAAUUUACUGCGGCUUCAAUAUAUCAAUGUGUAGCAAGUUAAUAAAAAAAACAUUAUCAAUAUUCAUUAUAAUCUAGUAUAUCGUAAUGCACUUUACAUUUAUGUAUAUGUAUAUGUUAGGUGUUGCGUUUCUGCCAUGAAUACAGCGGCCAAAAAUCACUGAGUUUCAAAGGUAGCUCAAAUAAUAAUGCAAACUUUAUAAUUAUAAUAAAUAUAAUGAACAACAUCAUCAUCAAUUACGAAAAAAACAAAAAAUUCCAAAAAAGUUUUCACGUUUUAGUUCCAGUAAUUGGCAUAGAAUUGAUGCCAGAGUGUGUAACAUCAGCAACAACAAAUAUAACUAUAAUUAAUACAAAUUAGCACAAAAGUAAAUAAAUAUUAUGGCAAAGACAAGCUUAAAUAGGUUAGUCAAAAUCCAUAAACUGUAAAACAACCGAAAUGAGAAACUUAAAGACAACCACAUAUUAAUAACCAUACUACUGAACAACCCUACAUAAAAGUCAAAUAAAUAUAUUAUGUGUUAAAUGU
Drosophila novamexicana is the source of this 2817-nucleotide messenger RNA. RefSeq lists its product as uncharacterized. The record is from RefSeq and is a predicted model, not a curated record. The coding region runs from base 15 to 692 and encodes 225 amino acids. The transcript is spliced from 3 exons. Lineage: Eukaryota; Metazoa; Arthropoda; Insecta; Diptera; Drosophilidae.